Molecule: messenger RNA, 667 nt
Organism: Abrus precatorius (Indian licorice)
Lineage: Eukaryota; Viridiplantae; Streptophyta; Magnoliopsida; Fabales; Fabaceae
Product: autophagy-related protein 8C-like
Exons: 6
Coding region: 180-539 (119 amino acids)
Biological process (GO): cellular response to nitrogen starvation
Source: RefSeq, a predicted model, not a curated record
UGUUAAUUAUGUAGGGAGAGAAGGAAUGAGUAAAGAAGACGUUCCGUCCAAAUCCGAAUAUGAAUAUAAAUAUAAAUUAAAAAACAGAACAACAUUGAUUAUACGUUUCUUCCCCCUUCUCAAUUGGAUUGGAUUCAUCUCUUCUCACUUCCCCCAACCAUCUUUACGUGUUGGAGACCAUGGCCAAAAGCUCCUUCAAGCUUGAACAUCCGUUAGAAAGAAGGCAGGCUGAGGCUGCUCGCAUUAGAGACAAGUAUCCUGAUAGAAUACCUGUGAUUGUUGAGAAGGCUGAAAGAAGUGACAUUCCAGACAUCGAUAAGAAGAAAUACCUUGUCCCAGCAGAUUUGACUGUUGGUCAGUUUGUUUAUGUUGUCCGUAAAAGGAUCAAGGUCAGUGCAGAGAAGGCUAUUUUUAUUUUUAUCAAUAACACUCUACCUCCAACUGCUGCCUUGAUGUCUGCUAUUUAUGAGGAAAACAAGGAUGAUGAUGGAUUUCUUUACAUGACUUAUAGUGGAGAGAACACUUUCGGAUCCCACUAGGAUUGAAUUUAAUAAUUUCUCUUCUCUUCUGUAAAUAUAUGCUACAAGAUUUAACUUUUCUGCCGUCAUUAGUCAAUGCCUGUCCUGUUUAUUGCAUGAGGUUUCGUAUCAAUUGAGCAAUAUUAUCU